AUGGAAACGAUUGAAGCCAAAGGCCUGCUUGACAAUUUGGAAGGAAGGAAAAAGGCUAACAAAGAUUUUUUGGCUGGAGGGUCGACGCUUUACCAACAUCAAGACGUCUGCUUCGAGAAAUGCGAAACUCUGGAGCGAGAAGUCGCGUUUGCGGACAACGUCACUAUAAUGGGGGUCAGUUGAAACUAAGCAAGUGAAAUUAAAAAAACUAUUUCGCAAAAUUUUUAAAACUCAAUGAUCGGAAUGAAGACGCAUGAUAAAAAAAUAAUAAUAAUGAAAAACCAAAAAUUUUUUUUAAAUUUUUUUGUCGAUUAUUCCAUAAUACCAUAAUUAUACCAUAAUUUUUUUACCAUAAUUUUUUUGAUUUUUUUAUCGAAUCUAGAAAAAAAGGGCUAAAAAAAGAUUUCAUAUUUUUUUGUUUAUUUGAUUCGUUGAAAAAUUUUUUUAUCAGGCUUUUUCAUUCGUUUUAAAAAAAUCAUUUCAGGAAGUGGAAUAUACGCAAACGCGCCAAGGCUUGCGAGUGAAGCUUGUAAGUACAAUGAUUAAGUUGAACUACUGCGCUGAACAAAUGCGUUAUUGUGACACCGAAUGCCUGAAACGCAAUUACUAUGAAGCCGACUUCCAAAGAUUGCACCGAAGUUGGGCCAAAAGCGCAAAAGCCUUCUGCGACGAGCUGACCGUCACUUUUCGGGAAGUCGACGACUUCCUGGCCUCUAAUAACUCGUUUCUCGUUAGUUUUGUUCUUCUCUUUACAAAACAACUUUUCCAUUUUCAGAAAGAAGACGCUUUUUGUGAUUUACUCGAAACGCGUCAAGCUGCUGAACUUCUCAUGAAAGGACUUCCGACGUUGCCAGAUUGUUCAAAAGAAAGGGGCCUCUUUCUUUCGGUGUCUGAGGCCUUCAGAACUGUGACCCCGGUGAAUUUCUUUUUACUUUCCUACUUGAAAAAGCAUCAAAAAGUUCAAUGCAUCAAAAAAAAGUUUCACAAAAAAAUAUGGAACCCAAACAUAGAAUAAAAAUUUUUUUGAGUGUAAAAAAACAGGAAACCCGAUUUUUUUCAGUGAAAAAUCUCGCAAAUUAUUCUGUUACAGGAAACAUUUUUGCUUGGCCGAGUUUGUGAAGACGAUCGCUCGUGCUGACGGGAAUGAAGCAAGAUCAGGAGAGAUUGAAAAAAAUGCGAGCGUGUACAAAAAGGUACGAAACUGAACAGACAAUAAAAAUUAUGAGAGAAUAUACCGAGUUGAAUAGGAAAAUAAUUGAUAAACUAAUGUUAUAAUACAAAAAAACUUAAAUUCAAAGCAAAUGUCAACCAAAACGGAGAAAAAAAAAUUUUUGAGAAUGAGGCUUGGGCAGGAGAAAGCGCGAAAAAGAAAACCGAGAAAGUUGACAAGGUACAGAAAAAGCGAGAUUGAAAAAUGUGUUUUGAGGACAGAGUUUAGAGACUCAGAGAAACGACUGGUUCACAACUCGAGUUUUAGAUAAAUGGAGGAAAUUCCGAAACAUGAAAAAACUUACGAAAAAAUUCCUUUGAAUUCAAAAAAAUUAAGAAACUAAGUUUUUAAGUGAAGAUCUUGCUAAUUUUUGAAGCUUUGAUGAAAGGUGGCGAGCAAGAGAAAGACGACGAAAAAGAAGAGGUAUAGAAUAAUUGAUUAAAUUCCGAUGAUAAUAAUCAUCCUCUCGCAAAUUUCGAAUUCUAAACCCUUUCUCGGAAAGUUCAAACAUUUUCAAAAGCAAGAUUUCAAUAUCCCGAUUUGUGAAUGAAAAUCUUGCAAACCUCCUGAUUGAAGAUGCACGAAGGAACGGUAGAAUCCGAAGAAAAGACGAUGGAUGGCCAAAAUAAAGACGGAGAAGUCGAUAUGGUCGACAAAGAUAAUGUGCAAUUGAAGAACGACGACUCAGAGGUACAGAAAAAGAGGCAACUAGUUGAUUUUGAGAAUUUGCUGAGUUAACCAAGAAAACUUGCUUUCAAUUUAGCAUGAUCACUCUGUAGCGGGAUAAAGGUCAAAUAAAAUACAUUUUUAUGCUUUUCUCUUGCGAGUUAAAUAAUAUUUUCAAAUUCUCACGUGACUUCAAAUGUUUAACAGCCCAAAAAACACCUUUUUAGUUUUAACGGCACCGUUCAAGACAUCUUUUUUUUGGUUUUUGGCGCGCACUUGAAAAUGUUUCAGGAAGGAACCCUAUAUGAAGAAGGUCGAAAAAGACAGUCAUGUUUGUCUAUGUUGUUGGAUGAAUACGAAGAUUCUAUUCGUCUCGUUAUUGAGCUGGAGUCUGAGGUCGCGAGUCUCUCCGAGAAGAAACCAACAUCUCGGGAAACCAGCAGCCACGUCAUCCGCAAAAUUCAUCAUGCCUCGACUGAAGCCCGAGCCGCCAUCCAUGGAAACACCGUCAGUUUUUUCACUCUGUUUCAUACAAAUCCAGUUAAUUUUUGCAGGAGGAAAAUCAGAAACUCCGUCGGGAGAAUAAUUGUCGGAAUGCCCUCAAGGUCAAGGGCAGAAAAGCCAAACCGGAAGAAGGCUCCCAAAUCGCCGUCGCCUUGCAGGUACCUAACGCAAAUGAAAAAAAAAACACAAGCUUUGGAAAAUGAAAAUUAAAGAAACCUUUUCCUUAAAGCAAUCGAAACUUGCUAAAUAAUCUUAUUCUCUUAUAAUUUUAAAUUUGCAGGUUGGCUUGGGUCCCGAUUCGAAUACCAACUCUCCUGGUAUCGAUGCCAAAGGCAAAGCUAAGGAACUUCUACAGUUCGCGGGAAAAGGCCAGCCGCCAACCUACUUCGGGGCAAAAUAA
Caenorhabditis auriculariae is the source of this 2780-nucleotide messenger RNA. Lineage: Eukaryota; Metazoa; Nematoda; Chromadorea; Rhabditida; Rhabditidae. The record is from the annotation of a GenBank genome assembly.